Paramecium pentaurelia is the source of this 896-nucleotide messenger RNA. The record is from the annotation of a GenBank genome assembly. Lineage: Eukaryota; Ciliophora; Oligohymenophorea; Peniculida; Parameciidae.
UAAUGUCGGGAGAAUAGCCUAUACUUAAAGCAUCUAAUGUAAAAUUAGACACAAUUGUAUUUUUAACAUCAAUAUUAGGCAGCAAUAAAAAUUAUUAAACUAGCUAAUGAUAAUCCAAUUAUUCAUUAGUAUGGUUAUCUCUUAGGAAUUUUUGAAGGUGAAACUAUUGAAGUUACUAAUUGCUUCCCUACUAUUGAUAUGGAUGAAGAAUAAGAUCAAUAGUAUGAAUAUUUAGAUUAUGCAAAAAAACAUCAUUUGGACUUUCACAAGCUUGGUUUAUAUCUCAUCACUGAUUAAAAUAAAUAUUUUACUUUAGGUUAAUUUGAUGAUAUCAAUAGACUAUAAUUCUUUGUUAAAUACACCUUUAUCUUAGUAUAUUCCUUGUAAUUGGCAAAAUCUGGUCAUUCAUAUCCAUUAUAUGCAUUUUUGGUAUUUUAUAGAUUAAUGAGAAAUAUUCAGAAAUUUAUUCUAAAGAUGAAUUUUCAAUGUUGGAUAUAAAGAAUGAUAAAUUAUACAGAUAACUUCCUAUAGAAUUACUCAAAACUCAAUUAACAGAAGUAAAUCAAAUUCUUAUUAGGCUAUUUUGCAUCAAUACAGAACCUCAAUUGAAGAGAAAUUUGAGUAUGAAGAAACAAAAUUCACCUCCAAUAUGUCAAAUUAUGGUAGAUAGUUAAUUGAAACAAUUGAAGAAUAGGUGAAUUUAUCAGAUAAAAUCAAUUCGUCUACUUUGAAUAAAAAGGAGGGAAAUAAUGUAAUUAAUUAAAGCUAAUUAUUAAGUAGCCUGAAUUAUUAGAAUAUUUAAUAUCCAUGAAUAAGCUUUAUUAUUUAGCAGAAGCAAUUAAAAAAGAAACAUAAUUUACAAUAGAAACUGAAUAAGUUUUGAAAAAUAUAUGAAA